GGGGUGGCAAAAGACGCCUGUCAGCUGCCUUGUGACCAAGCUGAAGACAUUCAGGUGGUCGACACAGGGAGGAACGGUUGCCUGUUCGUGAUAUCCUUCAAACGGGGGGAUGUUUGUGCUGUGUGGAAAGAAACUUUUCAGAUCGCCUCCGUUUGGGCAGGCGUCAGUUCUGUUCUCGUGGAUGACUUCCUGGGAUGUGGAACGAACCAGAUGCUUCUGCUUUUUAAGGAUCAAGGAGUAGCGAGACAGCCUCUGGAAAAAUUCCUCCUCACUGACCUUUGUGGGAUAUCCUACUCUUGUGGCCAAGACUCUGAAGCACUAAAGACAACCCCAUCUCCACAAGAGAACUAUCACCUCAUGCUUCAAGCUUUGGAAUCCAGGUUACAGAGUGGAUUGAUCGCACUUCAAGAGCUUCAAAGAGAAGUGAGAGUGAAGGACAGAGUCCUGCAGCAGUCUGUUCAUGUCCUCACUGAUGCGCUUUCAGGCAGAGAGACUCUUCUCACCCAGCAUGAGCAGGAAGGCCUUGUUGCUCUGUGGGACGGCGACGACGAGUCAAAYGACAAGACUUCGGAUGACAGGAUGGAAGACUCGCCAGCCGCGUCUUCAAAGCCUCGGAUUGACAAGCUCUGGCAUCGCUUCACAGAGGACCGCAUGGUUGUAGGAGUGAUACUAACUGCUGAGAGUGCCAUACCAGCGACCGGCGUGAGCUUAUCCCUCCUGACAGAGACGGGCCAGAGCCCGAAGCCUGCAGUAAUCCAGACCCAGAGCCAAGCGUUCUGGCUCCCCGCGUGCCGCCCUCCGUCCCCGUCCCCCUCCUCCUCCUCCUCCGCAUCUGCCUUUGCGUUCUCGGCGCCCGCAGCCAAAAGAAGCAGGCAGCGCAUCGCCGGCGAUGAUCUCCACACACGCAGGCUGGCCGUGACGGCGAUGGCCGAGCUGGCACCUCUGCUGACCCCUGGCUGUGUCAAGUGCCGUGUCGUGCUCCAUUACGUGCAGGAGGCAGAUGCUCUGUCCCCUGGGAGCAAACCAACACCAGCCGUGCUGCACUGCGGUCGAGUUUCUGUACCGAUUCAGAACGUUUUCCAAAAACCGCUGCUGAAAACCCCACAAAUCAAAACGGAUGAGGUUAGAGAGGACCUGUUAACUCUACUGACGGUGCUGGAUUGCUGGAUCUUACACAUAGACUGUCCUGAUUACAGUUUGGGGGAUAUAGCUGGCUGGAUCCAGAAGAAAGUGGGUUGUCAGAAGGUUGAAGUGAGUCCUCAGUAUCUGUUACAAGAAUCUGCAGGACCAUCUGCUGUGAUGCUGCUGCACUGGCAUCAAGUAACCCCUUUCCAGGGGGAAUUAUCCAUCUACUCCAGAGAGUUACAAAUGCUCCAGUUCUUGGACUCCCUGCUGACGUUCCUGCCCGCRUCCUGCUCCGUCCGACCUAUCAGAAGCACAGGAAGCCGGAGCGCAGCGCAGAGGUUCGCCUUGGCUCUGGAAGACGAAGUGCUGUCGCUCAGAGAGCGCACGUCAUCUCUGGUGUCGGGGAACGAGGGGCGAGACGGACCCGAGGAGCCCCCGGAGCCCGGCUCUGCAGAGGGGCUGCAGAGGUGYAGAGAGGCGUGGCGGCAGGACGUGGAGAGGAACAGGAAGAAGCUGAGCGCUUCGGUAGAUGUUGGGACGUAUCGUGAGAUGAUGCGAGCCAUUUCUGGUGUCCAGAUGGACACAGAUUUGGCAGCUCUCGUCUACACACAAAGGACACUCUUUGCCUAAAAUGUCACAAGAUUCUAGUAAAAAAUCACAUCACUACAAAUGCUCUUUCUUUUUGGACUCAACAAAAAUAAAAAGACUCUUCCUCUGCACGGA
Messenger RNA from Austrofundulus limnaeus, 1848 nucleotides. RefSeq names its product FA complementation group B (gene fancb). Gene Ontology annotation, biological process: positive regulation of double-strand break repair via homologous recombination; negative regulation of double-strand break repair via homologous recombination; replication-born double-strand break repair via sister chromatid exchange. Lineage: Eukaryota; Metazoa; Chordata; Actinopteri; Cyprinodontiformes; Rivulidae. The record is from RefSeq and is a predicted model, not a curated record. Gene Ontology annotation, cellular component: Fanconi anaemia nuclear complex.